Phialemonium atrogriseum is the source of this 2688-nucleotide messenger RNA. Its product is annotated as fungal-specific transcription factor. Gene Ontology annotation, cellular component: nucleus. The transcript is spliced from 3 exons. NCBI's taxonomy places the organism in Eukaryota, Fungi, Ascomycota, Sordariomycetes, Cephalothecales, Cephalothecaceae. The record is from RefSeq and is a predicted model, not a curated record. Gene Ontology annotation, molecular function: DNA-binding transcription factor activity, RNA polymerase II-specific; DNA binding; zinc ion binding. The coding region runs from base 1 to 2688 and encodes 895 amino acids. Gene Ontology annotation, biological process: regulation of DNA-templated transcription; DNA-templated transcription.
AUGCACCAGCAGAACUACAGUCAGAACGGCCAACAGCGUUCUCCUCGCUCGUCACUCGCCCAUACCGAGCCCGCCGAGAGUGACGAUGGCGGCUUCCAGACGCUGAGCGGGGACGAUGCCGAGAACGACUACGAUGAUCAGAACGAAAGCGUGCGCAGUGGCAAGCGCAAGCGGCCAAUCUCUGUCUCGUGCGAGCUAUGCAAGCAGCGAAAAGUCAAAUGCGAUCGAGCCCAGCCGUCAUGCGGCUGGUGCAGCCGCAACGGCGCGCUCUGCGAAUACAAGGAACGGAAGAAGCCCGGCCUCCGCGCCGGCUAUGGCCGCGAGCUAGAACACCGGCUCGACAAGCUCGAGGAGAUCCUACGCACUCACUCGGAAAUACUCCAAUCCUCCCUCGCGGCAAACACGUCUCCCGCUAGCGGCGGCAGCGGCCACUUCGUCCCUCACAACCCGCCGUCAAGCGUGAGGGGCAGCAAUGCCAGUCUUCCAAGCGACCACGGGACUCCCAGGGACACGGCCGCUCCGCCGUUAUUCUCCCGCACGGCCGCUGAUAGUCUGCGGACUCCACAGGCCGAGACAGCUUUAUUCCUGCAGAAGCCGUCGAUCUUCCCCACCACGUCCCAGGGCGUCGAUUUCGGUCAACCGCCGCCCUCGCACAGCAUCCAUGACAACUACCAAGCGGUCAGCGGUAUCUCCCCGCCUAAUAUACCGGGAGCCAUCGCGCCCACCCCAGCCGCCCAGGAAUACUACGGGACAGGUCCUGGCGCGAACCCAGCACUCCAGUCCCCCACGGCCAACGUCACACAAGGCCAUGGUCAGAUAUCUUCGGACCAAGACCUCCCUCCGUACGACCUCCUCUAUGCCCUGGUGGAUCUGUACUUUAAGCACGUCAACACGUGGUGCCCGAUCCUGCAUCGGAAGACAACUCUUGACUCAUUGUUUGGUCCGUCGAUAAUUGAAGAGACGGAUAAGAUAUUAUUGCAUGCAAUUGUCGCAACGACCCUUCGCUUCUCAACAGAUGCCCGGCUCACGGACGAGCGAAGACACCAUUACCACACUGUCUCGAAACAGCGUGUUCUCCUAUAUGGCAUGGAGAAUUCGUCAGUCAAGGCCUUGCAGGCACUUGUCAUUCUCGCUCUGGAUCUUUGUGGCAGUAGCAACGGCCCGCCAGGAUGGAAUAUCAUGGCCUUGAUCACACGCUCCGUUGUCCAGCUCGGUCUCGCUGUCGAGAGCAACUCUUUCUCCGUCUCCCCAAACUACACCUCCAUAUACACCCUGCGCGCCAUGAUCUUACCCGAACCCCGCGACUUCAUCGAGGAGGAGUCGCGGAGGCGGCUCUUCUGGAUGGUAUAUCUCCUGGACCGGUACGCGACCAUCUCGACGGCGUUUGAGUUCGCGCUUGACGACAGGGAGAUUGAUCGCACACUCCCGUGCCGCGAUGACUUGUGGAUAAAGAACCAGAAGGUAGAGACGCGCUGGUUCCGUGCGGAUGACAUGCGCGCCGACGAUUCGAAUAGCAACAACCCGGCGUCCCCCGAAUAUGAAGUGAACAAGCCUCAGAAUCUCGGCGCCUUCUCCUACUAUAUUGAAAUCCUCGGGAUCCUCUCCAAGAUCCAUAAGUUUCUCAAGAAGCCGGUCGAUAUCUCGGCCCUUUCCGACGUGGAAUCAUGGCAGAUGAGGUACAAGGAGCUCGACAAGAUGCUGACCUCGUGGAAAUUCAACCUGCCUAGCGAGUACGGAAACAUGGCAAAGCUGUUCCAGCCAGGAUGCGCCAAGACACUCAACUGCGGGUGGGUCAUGCUCCACGCAACGUACCACACCGCCGUCAUCCGGCUGCACUCGUCGGCCGCGUACCCGACCACGCGGUCGCCCAUCUUCACACCGAGCUACUCGGCCAGCCAGCAGUGUCACGGCGCCGUGGAGAAUAUCGCCGCGCUCAGCGAGUUCGUCGUCAAUCACGGCCUGCUCGUGAAGCUAGGCCCGCCCUUCGCCUUCACGCUCUGGGUAGCCGCCCGUCUGCUCCUCGUGCAUGGCAGCACCGUCGAGCACAAGCUAUCGCCGCAGAUCGCCUUCCUUGUCGACACGCUGCACGCCAUGGGCCGCCACUGGCCCGUCGCAGCGCGCUACUGCAAGCUGCUGCAGCGCGUCCUCGACGAGCACCGCGACAGCGAGCGCCAGGGCGACGGCGUCACGCCCAGUAGCGUCAGGAUCCUCGCCGACAUGCGCCGCACCGCCUUCGACCUUGACUUCCUCAUCAGCCGCCAGCCCCGCCACCUGCCUGUCGCCAGCCACGGCGGCAACGGCCACGGCGGAAACGGCCCUGGCGGCAACGGCAGCGGCAACGGAGGCAACGGCAACGGCAACGGGCAAGGGAACGGGUGGCACGGCCGCUUCCCCAGCAUCACGCCCGCGCGCACGCCCGCGCCCAACGAGCUCGAGUACCUCGACGUCUUUGAGUUCUUCAAUGUGCCCCGGGUCCCGCUGGGCGCGACGGGCCUGCCACUGCCACUGCAGAUGCCGCUCGAUGUGGACGGGAACCCCGUGGCGCCGGGGGACGCGGCGAUGGAAGGCGGUGGAGGAGGUGGCAGUACAGCGGCGGCCUCGGGGGAGUUUAACAUCACUGACUUUAUGGUUGACGCCAACCGGGACUGGCUUUUCAAACAUGACGGGGGUGGCAAGUUUAUGAAUUGA